Carcharodon carcharias (great white shark) is the source of this 1475-nucleotide messenger RNA. RefSeq names its product ERGIC and golgi 3 (gene ergic3). Gene Ontology annotation, biological process: retrograde vesicle-mediated transport, Golgi to endoplasmic reticulum; endoplasmic reticulum to Golgi vesicle-mediated transport. The transcript is spliced from 15 exons. The record is from RefSeq and is a predicted model, not a curated record. The coding region runs from base 16 to 1257 and encodes 413 amino acids. NCBI's taxonomy places the organism in Eukaryota, Metazoa, Chordata, Chondrichthyes, Lamniformes, Lamnidae. Gene Ontology annotation, cellular component: endoplasmic reticulum; Golgi membrane; COPII-coated ER to Golgi transport vesicle.
GUUUCCGGGUGAAGUAUGGAGGUUGUGAACAGGCUGAGGCGGUUCGAUGCCUACCCGAAAACUCUGGAGGAUUUCCGAGUGAAAACAGGGGCCGGAGCUCUGGUUACGGUGGUCAGCAGUCUGAUUAUGUUGCUUCUGUUUUUCUCGGAGCUUCAGUACUACCUCACAAAGGAGGUACAUCCAGAACUCUAUGUAGACACGUCACGAGGUGAAAAGCUAAAAAUCAAUAUUGACACCAUUUUUCCACACAUGCCCUGUGCCUAUCUAAGUAUUGAUGCGAUGGAUGUGGCUGGGGAGCAGCAGCUUGAUGUGGAGCACAAUCUGUUCAAAAAGAGACUGGACCUGGUGGGCAAUGUUGUCACUCCAGAGGUGGAAAAACACGAGUUGGGAAAGCAGGAGGAGAUGUUCAAUUCUACGAAGCUGGACCCAGACCGAUGUGAGAGCUGUUAUGGCGCAGAGUCUGAGGACAUGAAGUGCUGUAACACGUGUGCUGAUGUGCGUGAGGCCUACAGACGGAAAGGCUGGGCGUUCAAGAACGCCGACACCAUUGAGCAGUGCAUGAGAGAAGGAUUCACCCAGAAAUUGCAGGAGCAGAAGAACGAGGGCUGUCAGGUCUAUGGAUUCCUGGAGGUCAACAAGGUGGCUGGAAAUUUCCAUUUUGCUCCUGGGAAAAGUUUUCAGCAGUCACAUGUCCAUGUCCAUGCUGUUGAGAUUCAUGACCUGCAAACCUUCGGAUUGGACAAUAUAAACAUGACCCACUAUAUCAAACAUCUCUCCUUUGGCAGUGAUUAUCCAGGAAUAGUCAAUCCUCUGGAUGGAAGCAAUAUCACAGCACAACAAGAUUUUCAAAGCCUAAUAUCAAUCGCACUGACUAAAAUUUUCAAAUGGUUCCAACCGAUGCGUGGUUUUUACCAAAUAGCUUCCAUGAUGUUUCAAUACUUUGUGAAAAUAGUCCCAACAAUUUAUGUGAAGUUGGAUGGUGAGGUGGUGAGGACAAACCAAUUUUCAGUCACACGACAUGAGAAAGUGGCGAAUGGACUGAUUGGAGACCAGGGUCUCCCCGGAGUCUUUGUGCUUUAUGAGCUUUCUCCAAUGAUGGUAAAAUUUACAGAAAAACACAGAUCAUUCACGCAUUUUCUCACUGGUGUCUGUGCCAUUAUUGGAGGAGUAUUUACAGUGGCGAGCCUGAUUGACUCAUUGAUCUAUCACUCUGCCCGUGCCAUCCAGAAGAAGAUCGAGCUGGGGAAAGCCGUGUAGCUUGGGGCUGCUAACUGGUGACAGCUGAGCUAACUGGACAGGCUCCCUGUGGAUAUCUCUGUGUAAGACGGAUCAAGCAGCUGGAUAAACUGGGCCAGGUUUCACUGGGACCGUUCAGAUUAGUCCGUUUACACUGAAAUAAUGCCUGACAUAUACCUGAUUCUGAAGCUGGAUGUUUGGGAGGGAAUGUAAUUGAUAAAAUGUGGUGAGCAGGUUUA